AUGGCAAGUCUUGGCCCUACGGGCGGCCAACCUGCCCAUGGAAUGUCUGAUCGUCGUACUCGCUCGGCCUCUCUGUCAUCUGAAUCAUCAGGUGGAGGCGCCCCUCUGAAUGUAGACUUGAGCGAUUUGACUAUCAGCGACAAUACUCAUCAAAGAUCGAUUAGCGAAAUGGGCACUUCACGUGUUCCUCCAAUGGCUCCUCCAGUCAAUGGUUCUGGUGACUUUGCGGAAAACGUCUCCGAUGGGAUUCGCCAGCAAAACUUCCAGAUUGGAAGACCACCACAUGGUGAUGAGGAAGUUUUCAGUGCCAACGCGUCGAUGGCCCGGCAUUUGAUGACUGGGCCAGCACCCAUAAUCAACCAGUUAGCGACCUCUGCACCUCAGAAUAUAGUUCCGAUUCAUAUCCAGCCAUCUCCCGCGGAGCGACGGCACCAAGUUCAGGGUGUUGAUGCUCAAACUUAUUAUCCUCCUGAGGCCUGCAUUUUUGUUGCUAAUUUACCAGAGUCGAAGUCUGACACAGUGUUGGAAGUUGCUGUUACCAAAGCCUUCUCCUCCUUUGGCCCGGUCUUUGUUAAGAUUCGCCGGGACCCUAAGAACAUGCCCUUUGCAUUCUGCCAAUAUACGGAUUCUAAGCAUGCCCAAAAGGCACAAGUGGAGGGCAAGGGAUUGCUUGUUGAGGGACGGCCUUGCCGAACUGAGAUGGUAAAAGCAAACCGUCGUUACGUGAUGUUCAGUCGUGAAGGUCAUCAGGUGAACGUUGCCGAAGCUCGAACUCAUCUUUUGCAAUUUGGCGAUAUUUCAAAACUAGAGCCACUUCACCAGGAAGCUGUAAAUGCGAUGAAACUUCCAGGCGCAGUGUUCGUUGAGUACACACAAUUUGAUCCUGUUCGCGACAUCAUAUCGGCCUAUAGAUACCACGAUGAGUAUGGUGUUGUAGCAUAUGAUCUCAAGAAAGCAAACCCAUCUCAAACCAGUCACUAUUCGAACUACCUAGCGCGUUACGAAAUUGAUCGUCGAUCAAUCUAUGUCGGGAACCUGCCUCACAAUGUCGAGAAUAUUGAAGAUGUACUACGCCACGCAGCUUCCAAAGCAGGCGUAGUCGAAAAGGUCCAGGUCAUUCGCAAAGAACCUCGGAACGAAGGCGGACGUCCUACAGUGUUCGCAUUUGUAGAGUAUGCGCGUCCAGAUGAGGCGCUUAUUGCGGUUGACAACCUACGAGGAACAAUUCUUGUCAAUAAUCGCAUUCGGGUGGAGAAAAAGAAAUGUGCAGAUCAAGGCGGUCAUUUUCGUAAUGCCGAGCACUUUUCUACCAACCGAAGCGAGGGUGUGAUGUCUACAAUCGUAGAUGUUGACGGUAGAAGUACCGAAGCUGUUCCCGCCACACCAGCUCGAUCUAUUGCGGUCGGCCACGAUAUCAUUGCCUCGGGUAGCGGUAUUGAUCUUGACCAAGCAGCCCGGUCCGUCUCCCCGAGCCUGGAUUACCGAGCCGCUGUUUUUCCCCAGCGGCGAGCUUUCGGAACACCUACAGCGUACCACCAGACGCGUACAUUCACUAGCCCUAGCCAGGGCUACCAACCUAGCACUUUUGCGAGUCCUGAUGGAUAUAAUCAGUCUCAAUAUGUCAGCCCAGCCCAGGUGUACCAGCCGUAUAUGAGUCCAAACUAUGCUCUCUCUCCUGGCGAUCAGCAUCGCAACCAAUAUGUCCAAGGUAGCUAUCAGCCAGCGACUCCUCAGGUCGCAGGAGGAACGCAUAGUCCCUAUCAUGGAGACAGCGUGGGAGCUUAUUACUCUCCCAACACAUUUUGGCCCACACCAUAUCUUCAAGAUCAGAACAAUGGCUACCAGUAUUACGCGGGAUAUGAUCAGCUACAACGCACACCCAUAGAACCGAUGCGAUCUAUCAGCACAAUGAAUGUCGGCCAAACACCUACUCGCAAUGUUGAACUGGCUGCACAGCAACACAGCGGGGAAAGUGGUGAGCAACCUGACGAGGAUGCUGGCGAGAGCGCCAGCGAUAAAAAGUAG
Xylaria bambusicola is the source of this 2025-nucleotide messenger RNA. RefSeq lists its product as uncharacterized. The coding region runs from base 1 to 2025 and encodes 674 amino acids. The transcript is spliced from 9 exons. Gene Ontology annotation, molecular function: RNA binding. NCBI's taxonomy places the organism in Eukaryota, Fungi, Ascomycota, Sordariomycetes, Xylariales, Xylariaceae. The record is from RefSeq and is a predicted model, not a curated record.